GGCCGAGGGCGGGCGAGCGGAGCCUGCUUUCGCAGCGAUCGCGAGCGUGUGGCGAUUGCUUCUGUCUGUUAUUUAGAUAUGGAAGCUGAGGGGAUGCACAGAGGCAGCCAGAACCUAGGUCAGGGUCUCGCUCGGUGCUGACCGCCCCCGGGGUCGAGUAGGCGAUGGGGGAGCCCGGCUUCUUCGUCACAGGAGACCGCGCCGGUGGCCGGAGCUGGUGCCUGCGGCGGGUGGGGAUGAGCGCCGGGUGGCUGCUGCUGGAAGAUGGGUGCGAGGGUUGUUAUGAACUAGACUGGUCCAACAGGAAAGUAUGAUAGAUGUGAACUGGGGCUUCUUUUCAACCUUUUCCGGAAGCUCUCAAGCUGUUCUUGUGGAUAAGACAGAGAAUAUGUACUCCAAUGCAAAGACUUUUGGUUGAAUUAUAACUGGCUGAAGGUGACUGUAGGACGAGGAUUUGGUGUCACAUACCAACUGGUAUCAAAAAUCUGCCCCCUGAUGAUUUCUCGAAACCACUGUGUUUUGAAGCAGAAUCCUGAGGGCCAAUGGACAAUUAUGGACAACAAGAGUUUUCCUUCUGAAAAGGCAGAAGAUUUUCCAGCAGCAGGAGAGAGCUUCCUUUAAGAAGACGAAAAUCAUGAAGCUUAUUUCUUCUUUCUUUCACUUUCCCCAGAGUCUAAAUGGUGUUUGGCUGAACAGAGCACGUCUGGAACCUUUAAGGGUCUAUUCCAUUCAGCAGGGAGACUACAUCCAACUUGGAGUGCCUCUGGAAAAUAAGGAGAAUGCGGAGUAUGAAUAUGAAGUUACUGAAGAAGACUGGGAGACAAUAUAUCCUUGUCUUUCCCCAAAGAAUGACCAAAUGAUAGAAAAAAAUAAGGAAUUGAGAACUAAAAGGAAAUUCAGUUUGGAUGAAUUAGCAGGUCCUGGAGCUGAAGGCCCCUCAAAUUUGAAAUCCAAAAUAAAUAAAGUGUCUUGUGAAUCUGGUCAGUCAGUGAAAUCACAGGGGAAAGGUGAAGUGGCCAGUACACCCUCUGACAAUUUGGAUCCUAAGUUGACUGCCCUUGAGCCAAGUAAGACCACAGGGGCUCCCAUUUACCCUGGCUUCCCCAAAGUCACAGAGGUUCAUCAUGAGCAGAAAGCCUCAAACUCUUCAGCAUCUCAGAGAAGCUUACAGAUGUUUAAGGUGACCAUGUCCAGGAUUCUGAGGCUGAAAAUACAGAUGCAGGAAAAACAUGAAGCCGUUAUGAAUGUGAAAAAGCAGACCCAAAAGGGGAACUCAAAGAAAGUUGUGCAAAUGGAGCAGGAACUGCAGGACUUACAGUCCCAGCUGUGUGCAGAGCAGGCUCAGCAGCAGGCAAGAGUGGAGCAACUAGAGAAGACUUUCCAGGAAGAGGAACAGCAUCUUCAGGGUUUGGAGAUAGCGCAAGGAGAAGAGGACCUGAAGCAACAGCUGGCCCAGGCUCUGCAGGAGCAUUGGGCUCUAAUGGAAGAGCUAAAUCGCAGCAAGAAGGACUUUGAAGCAAUCAUUCAAGCCAAGAACAAAGAAUUAGAGCAGACCAAGGAAGAGAAGGAGAAGGUGCAAGCACAGAAGGAAGAAGUUCUUAGCCACAUGAAUGAUGUGCUAGAGAAUGAGCUCCAAUGUAUUAUUUGUUCAGAAUACUUCAUUGAGGCUGUCACCUUGAACUGUGCCCACAGUUUCUGCUCGUACUGUAUCAAUGAAUGGAUGAAGCGGAAGAUAGAAUGCCCCAUUUGUCGGAAAGACAUUAAGUCUAAAACAUACUCUUUGGUUCUGGACAAUUGCAUUAAUAAGAUGGUAAAUAAUCUGAGCUCAGAAGUGAAAGAACGACGAAUUGUUCUCAUUAGGGAACGAAAAGCAAAGAGAUUGUUCUGAAGACCGUGCUCUAAGGGCAUUUGAAAGACUGCCAGGCAGUGCGAGCCUGAGAUGGUCUGGAGGAUUCCCUCUAGCCGUGACUCCGCUGCUCUGAAGGUCAACUGAGAAGUCUUGUGGGACAGAGACUUGAGUUAGGAAGCCCUCAGUCACUUGCCUUCCACGGUGGCCAGCCCUGCUGCCAUCAUUGGCUGAAGCACCACCAGGAUUCACGGCACCCAACUGCUUCAGGGUACUUCGUAGACUCUGCCUCACUACAUGUCGAAAGAGUUAUUUGAGUUCUCUUCUGUUUUUUUUUUAAUUUGUUGUUGUUGUUACUGUUUUGAUACCUCGGAAACACCUCCGUUGACAGUUGUUUUGGAUAGGUUGGGUGUACCCCAUGGCUGCCUCUGAAGGCAGUGUCUAUUUUGAGAGGAUGGCUUACCUCUUCUUUGUGAAAAUACUAUCUCAUUUCCUGGAAAUAAAAUGUAAAACCUGUCAGUUGCUCA
Messenger RNA from Pan troglodytes (chimpanzee), 2373 nucleotides. It is a transcript of the gene RNF8, whose product is annotated as ring finger protein 8. Gene Ontology annotation, molecular function: ubiquitin protein ligase activity; histone binding. The coding region runs from base 635 to 1888 and encodes 417 amino acids. Gene Ontology annotation, cellular component: cytosol; site of double-strand break; nucleus. The transcript has 9 exons. Gene Ontology annotation, biological process: ubiquitin-dependent protein catabolic process; protein K48-linked ubiquitination; double-strand break repair. The record is from RefSeq and is a predicted model, not a curated record. NCBI's taxonomy places the organism in Eukaryota, Metazoa, Chordata, Mammalia, Primates, Hominidae.